AUGAGAGGCUCAAUGAAUUGGUCGGUCAUUGCGGCCGGCAAAUCUGGAGGUCGCAUUCUGGUACAGUCGUUAGCCAGAGAGUUCGGUCCGCAAGGAGUUCACUGCGCUCACGCGAUCAUCGACGGCGGGAUCGAUGAACCAGAGGCUGCUCAUGCUGCUGACAAUGACGCCACUCCGGAUGGCAAGCUUGGUCCCUAUGCUAUUGCGGAAGCGUAUUGGCACCUGCAUAUCCAGCACAAAUCCGCCUGGGGUCAGGAGAUUGACUUGAGGCCAUUCAAUGAGAAGUUCUAA
Messenger RNA from Cyphellophora attinorum, 291 nucleotides. RefSeq lists its product as uncharacterized. Lineage: Eukaryota; Fungi; Ascomycota; Eurotiomycetes; Chaetothyriales; Cyphellophoraceae. Bases 1 to 291 code for a protein of 96 amino acids. The record is from RefSeq and is a predicted model, not a curated record. The transcript has 2 exons.